AUGCUUCCCAUCGACAGCCCUGAGUGCCUUUCUCUCGGAGACUCUCUCCCGCCGGGGGAUCCGCAUGCAGUCAGCGUCUGUCUCCCGAAAUGGGCUGACUCGGUCGGAUGGGUAACGAAGGAGCCGCGUGUUGUCGAUGCCAUGAGGACCGGAUAUCCACGCUUUUUUAUCCCACGAGCGGUUGAGAGGCUUGCGGUAAUCAUCAUGCAGUGCCAUGCUUCAAACGGUGGUGCAACGAAUACGAAUACCGAAGACGACCAGUUCUUGGUCCUUCCGAGUCGACGAUACGCAACGCUAGCACACCGGUUUUUGUACGAUGAGCAUCAAGAGGGCACAUCGGACAGCAUUACUACCCUGCGUGUGAGAUGGAAUGGGCUGGUUCGAGUCACCGACGCCCCGGGAAGCGACGGAGACGGGCCCCCAUGUGGAACCGAAGACAUCUUCAUUGUCUCGUUCCCAAAAGAACUUUUGCUCGCAGCCAAGGCAUUCUGGCAACACACAGGGUUUGGGAUAUCCAGCAGGAGAGCAACGUUUUGGUCCGAGUGCGCCCCCAUUCUCUCUGAAAGCCACUCUUCCACUUCCCUGCAGAACGAUGCCGCGACGGCGAGAGCCGAGCUCCAGGCUAGGAUGGCAUCUGGUCAUUCAUCCGAGGGCUUCCAAGUCAACCCACGCGACGUUUUCCUCUACCCCACAGGUAUGGCCGCCAUUACCGAGGCCGCAAUCGCAGUCCAGUCGGUCCAGAAUCAAACUCCCAGGGUUGUAGCUGUUUUCGGCUUCCUCUACGUCGACACCUUCAAAACGCUAUCCCGCAUCCUCGGCUACUCCACUACAGUCUACAACUACCACCCCGGCGAGAUUGACAAGCUCGAAGCCGCUCUCACAAACGGCAACCUCACCCUCUCCGCCCUUUUCACCGAAUUCCCCGGGAACCCCCUCCUUCAAUCCCCCUACCUCUCCCGCCUCCACACCCUCUCCACGCAGCACAACUUUCUCCUCAUCGUCGACGACACCCUCAGCAGCUACCCCAACGUCAGCCUCCUCCCCGAGUGCGACCUCAUCUGCACGAGCCUCACCAAACUCUUCAGCGGAAAGUCUAACGUCAUGGGCGGAUCUGUCAUCAUCUCCCCUACCUCUCGGUACUCCUCACACCUGCACGCCGUCCUCACUGAUAAUCACGACCCCGCGACUUGGUUUCCAAGUGAUGUCAUCACAAUGGAACGAAACAGCCGCGAUUUCCCCGCUCGCGCUCACAGAGCAAGUUUCACCGCAGACAAGCUCGUCUCCCUCCUGCGCGCCCACCCAGCCGUAGAAGAGGUCUAUUAUCCUAAAGGAAGCCCCACACAGGACAUCUAUGCCCAGCAUAGACGCCCGAAUGGUGGAUGGGGCCAUAUACUCUCGAUACGGUUCAAGGAGGCAAGUAAGGCAGUGGUGUUCCAUGAUGGACUUGAUGUGGCGAAGGGACCGAGCUUGGGGACGAACUUCACGCUGGCGUCGCCGUAUGCGGUGUUGGCGCAUUGGGGGGAGAGGGAAUGGGCGGCCGGGUACGGAGUUGUGGAACACUUGGUAAGGAUUAGUGUUGGGCUGGAAGGUGAGGAGUGGGUGCUUGGGAGGGUGAAAAGGGCGUUGGAGGAGGUGGAGGCUGCUUGAUGUGGGGCCUUGGUACUGUUCGGUAGGUGUGCGAAAGAUGGAAACCGCCAGUUUAUCUCUGGGCGGUCGGACUAUUACAUUUUCUAGGAUGGAAAAGGGCGCGGAGAUUCCUACAGUUCGGUGCAUCGUCGACACCAGUAGUAAUAGGCUACUCAGCUUCGUUGAAUGAACGGG
Lasiosphaeria miniovina is the source of this 1821-nucleotide messenger RNA. Its product is annotated as putative cystathionine gamma-synthase. The coding region runs from base 1 to 1647 and encodes 548 amino acids. The transcript has 4 exons. Lineage: Eukaryota; Fungi; Ascomycota; Sordariomycetes; Sordariales; Lasiosphaeriaceae. Gene Ontology annotation, biological process: transsulfuration. Gene Ontology annotation, molecular function: cystathionine gamma-synthase activity; pyridoxal phosphate binding. The record is from RefSeq and is a predicted model, not a curated record.